GUGGGGGAGGAAGAAGGAAGGAGCUGGCGAGCCCCGGCUCAAGCAGACAGGUGAUGGGCGUUUCAGCCGCCGCGGCGGUGGUGCUCCGGUUCCAUUCCUUGGGUUUCACUCCGGUCUGAUCUAAGCAAAUAUGCAGAAGUACCGGCUAGUCUGCUCUUAAAGCCAAAAAAGCAGAGCUAGAGAGAGAGAAAGAGAGAGGGGGGAGCUAAAGAGACGGCUGCGGCUCUGGAUCCAGGAGCUACCAAAAAAAUUAUAUAUAAUAAUAAUAAUAAUAAUAAUAACCCCCCUUCCUCCUCCCCUCCACCAGUUCCCCCCCACCCCCCACCCCAGCGGCCGAGGAGGAUCCCGGAGUGGCACACACUCGCUCACACACACACUCGCGCGCACACACAUACACACGCGCAUACACAACAGUGUCUUUCUCCCUGAGGGAUGGUACUGAAUUUCGCCGCCACUGGAGCCCGGCUGAAGCUCCUACACCGCAGCUCUGCGUUCCCACCGAGUCUAAAGUGCACCCGGACGCGAUGAGGACCUGGGUUUGUGUUUUGCUGCUAGGGUUUGGAUACCUGUCCUAUGCCUUUUCCGAGGAAGCCGAAAUCCCCCGGGAGGUGAUCGAGAGACUGGCUCACAGCGAGAUUAACAGCAUCCGCGACCUGCAGCGCCUCCUGGAGAUAGAUUCCGUAGGAUACGAGGAUGUUUCAGAGACAAACCUGAAAGCGCAUAUGGUUCAUGCUCCCAAACAUGUGCAGGAAAAGCGUCCUGUACCCAUUAGAAGAAAAAGAAGUAUUGAGGAGGCUGUUCCUGCUGUUUGCAAAACGAGAACGGUUAUUUAUGAGAUACCUCGGAGUCAGAUUGAUCCCACAUCGGCCAACUUCCUGAUCUGGCCCCCUUGUGUGGAGGUCAAACGAUGCACAGGCUGCUGUAAUACCAGCAGCGUCAAAUGCCAGCCUUCACGGAUCCACCACAGAAAUGUCAAGGUGGCAAAAGUGGAAUAUGUUAGGAAAAAACCGAAAUUAAAAGAAGUUCUGGUGAGGUUAGAAGAGCAUUUGGAAUGCACCUGUAUGUCAUCAAAUUCUAAUUCAGAUUAUCGGGAAGAAGAAACUGGAAGGCCUAGGGAAACAGGUAAAAAACGGAAAAGAAAAAAGUUAAAACCAACCUAAAGCCCACUGGAGCUAUUUGAUAAUCAGAUGUGAGGUGAAAAUAAGCUAGAAAACCUUCUCUGGGACACGGAUGUACAUGGUUUGUUACAUUCCUGAACCUUCUAUGUAUGGUGCUUCAUUGACAGUAUACUCUACUUGUUCUCUUCUGUGAAAAACUGUCUGAAAGAACACUUGAUGAGAACAAAGAGACAAUGUACAUUUGUUUAAUGUGACAUCAAAGCAAGUAUUGUAGCACUCGGUGAAACAAUAAGAAGCUUCCUUGUCCAAAAAAAAAAAAAAAAGAAAAAAACCUACAAAAACCCAUACAAAAAAAAAUAAUAAAAGGUUGACUGAAUGGAUGAGACCCAAAAGUCCUACAAAAAUGUGACAAAAAUCUAAAUGAACAAUGGAUUUCUGUCAAGAGUGGUCAAAGGUGCUUUUUGUCAAGAAAUAAGCCUGUUUUCUUGAUGAAGAUGGAUGGACACUGAUGGACUACAGGCACACACACAAACAGAAAACAACAACAAACAACAACAACCAGGAAUGUAUCCAAUGCCACGUGAACACUAUAGACACAAUACAUCCUCGCUCCGUAGUGUUUUAAGUCUAUACAAAAACCUUUUUGAGAGCCUUAAGUGGAUUUUUUUUACACCAUAAAGUGAUUAUUAAGCUUUUCUUUUUAUUCUUUGCCUAGCUUUUUUUUUUUUAAAUCUCUUGGACUCCAUUUACCAAUAACACAUGAAAAAGGCUGCUGUAACAGUAAGGCAGGCAGUAUGAUGGUAUUUCUCCUAGCAGGAUGCAAACUAAUGAGAUGUAUUAAAAUAAACAUGGUAUACCUA
Gracilinanus agilis (Agile Gracile Mouse Opossum) is the source of this 1978-nucleotide messenger RNA. It is a transcript of the gene PDGFA, whose product is annotated as platelet derived growth factor subunit A. The transcript is spliced from 7 exons. Gene Ontology annotation, cellular component: membrane. Lineage: Eukaryota; Metazoa; Chordata; Mammalia; Didelphimorphia; Didelphidae. The coding region runs from base 525 to 1160 and encodes 211 amino acids. The record is from RefSeq and is a predicted model, not a curated record. Gene Ontology annotation, molecular function: growth factor activity; platelet-derived growth factor receptor binding. Gene Ontology annotation, biological process: positive regulation of phosphatidylinositol 3-kinase/protein kinase B signal transduction; positive regulation of protein autophosphorylation; positive regulation of ERK1 and ERK2 cascade.